AUGACUGCAUCAAACGGGAGUUCUACAGUGUCUGCAAUAUCAAUGAAGACUCUGAAUUUGGCUAACAUCCCAAUUCUUACUGGUGGGGGAAAUUACAAGAAGUGGAGAAGGGAAAUCAGUUUGCUGUUGACUCUAAACGAGUUUGAUAUAGCAAUCGAGAAUCCCAAACCCGUGGUCAAUGAUCAGAGCACAAGGGCUGAAAAGGCAGAUUUUGAGAGAUGGACAAGGGCUAAUAAGGUAGCAUUGUCCAUCCUUGAGAGUGGCAUGACUGAUACAAUCAGAGGAGGAAUUAAGAAGCACGAUUUGGCUGCUGAUUACCUAAAAGCUAUUGAAAAGAAAUUUCAAGAAUAUGAAAAAGCUGAAGUGAGUCAGUAUAUGUCUUUAUUAACUACUUACAAGAUGGAGGGUACAAGCUCUAUAAGGGAUCACAUAAUGAAGAUGACAGAUGCUGCAGAAAGACUCAAUGCAAUGGACAUAAACAUAGGUGAAAAGCAGUUAGUAUUCAUGAUUCUUCAAGCACUUCCCAGUAAAUAUAGUCAGUUGAAGAUCUCCUACAAUACUCAAGACAAAAACUGGGAUAUUGAUCAGUUGAUUGCACAGUGUGUGCAAGAAGAAACUCGUCAAAACAAGAAAGAGGCAAAGAAGUUGAGGACAUCAACUUUGUGCAAACUAUAA
Messenger RNA from Malus domestica (apple), 675 nucleotides. RefSeq lists its product as uncharacterized. The record is from RefSeq and is a predicted model, not a curated record. NCBI's taxonomy places the organism in Eukaryota, Viridiplantae, Streptophyta, Magnoliopsida, Rosales, Rosaceae.